AAAAAAAAAAAAAAAGUUUUUUUUUUUUUUAUGUUGUUGUUGUUGUUGUUAUGCAAAGGCUAUUGUACUUAUAACUACAAUGUCUAGAGUCACAUCUAAAAAGCAAAGCAAUCGUCACGUGACUGCAAGGAAGAUCUAUACAAUUAUCGCCUGCUCUGACGUCAUUUCCAGCAGCCAAACCCCUUGACCGUUUGGCGCUCAGGAACUUCGGCCUUUCCCUUACCGUGUUCCACCUGUUGAAGAGACACCAUCCAUAUUUCUUUCUAAAAGCACCCUCAAACAAAAAUAUUCAAGACAACAGCCUCAUCCCCCCCUCCUCUCUCUCUCUCUCUCUCUCUCUCUCUCUGUCUGUCUGUCUGUCUCUCUCUGGAAUGAGGUGGAAAAUGUACAGAGCAGAAGGCUGCAGUCCGGAUUUGAUUUUCAUGGCUCGUAUGGCUUUGAACUGCAGCCGCCCGGAGUUUCCUGCAGUGAGAGUGCCGCAAAUCCCACUUGAUAACUUCGACAAGCCACAACUUUUUUUUUUUUUUUGCACGCAACAACCCAAUAUUGCAGUUAUGGUUUGCUACACUAGUCUGAAGCAUGGACAGAUAUUUUUAUGAAAGUUGUUUUCAUGCCAGUAGAGAAGUGUCCGCGUUUAACCAUGUCUAUAAAUACUAAUAAAGAAAAGAAAUAUGCUUAUAAAUAUAUAUUUUUUUUUUAAAUGGCAGUAUGUCUGAAUGAAGUGGUGUCCUUGGGUUGCAUGGGUUUUUUUAUGCAAAACAGAAUUUUAAAGUGAAGCACACUCACGAGCGUAACUCACCAUCCUAACACUAUAAACUGAUUUUUAUGGAAAACAUCUGAAUUUGUUAAAGAGCUUCGUGGCCUGUGUCUUAAUUUCUCUUUUUGCAGUAGAAUUAUACAUUUUAUGUGACUGAGAUCACACAAUGGCACCUGUUAUAAUAAUAAUAAUAAUAAUAAUAAUAAUAAUAAUAAUAAUAAUAAUAUGCUUUAUUUUCAGUGUUUUUUUUUUUUUUUUUACACUUUGCUAGCAUGCAUGGCCUUCAGAUUUGUAUAUGCAAAAAUGUAGAAAAACUCGCACUUUUGGCCUGUGCAUCCCCCAAACUCUGACUUCUUUUUUUUUCUGAAUUUCAGGGUGAAAUCAACAGUCAGUCUGCCUCCUCACUAUAUACAAUAUACCACAGAUUGAUGAUGUAAACCGACCAAUCGCGCCGGCGCUGAGGAAGCUCGCUCUGUUAUUUGGUAAAGGUGAAUCUUAGUAAAAGGAGGGGUAGGCGAAAAGAAGCUUACGCUCACCAAUGACCGGCCACGCACGGGGGUCACGUGCUGCCCCCAGCUCCCUUCCCCUCCCCUCCCCAUUCAUCAGGGGUGGACUGUGUGUUGUCUUUUCAAUUCAUUUAUCUGCAGGAAUGAUUGCGACUAUCAGUCCGAAGCAGCUCGACUCGCGGAGGAGGAGGUGAAAAGUUGGGGAAGAAGAUAAACCUGCAGAAAGGACAGAGACAACAAUAAUCGCGCGUGAUUUUUGCGCGCGCGCAUCGUCGGAUGAGCUGGACUUGGGGGGAAAUAUUUUCCCUCUCCACUUAAAAAAAAAAAAAAAAAAAAAAAAAAAAGUAAAUAGAAGUGAACAGGAGACUGGAGUUUGCUUGGGUUGCAUUAAGUCAGAGAGAAAUAACCCCAGCAGAGACAGUUGUUGUAGAGUUGCUGUUGUCUUGUGCGUGAUUUCUCUCGGUCUGCUCCUGUUGCGGGCUAAAGAUGCUCUUGGACGCAGGAGCGCAGUAUCCGGCGAUCGGAGUGACUACUUUCGGUUCCUCCAGACACCACUCAGCGGGCGAAGUGGCGGACCGCGAAGUGGCUUUGGGGAUCAAUCCGUUCGCAGACGGCAUGGGCGCGUUCAAAAUCAACCACGGCUCGCAUGAGCUCGGUUCCGCCGGCCAGGCAGCGUUCUCCUCGCAGGCGCCCGCCGGGUACGCGGCCGCGGCCGCCCUGGGACACCACCACCAUCACCAUCACCACGCGACCCACGUUGGCUCUUACUCCACGGCGGCAGCUGCGGCGUUCAAUUCCACGAGGGACUUUCUCUUCCGGAACCGGGGCUUCGGAGACGCGACAGGCGCGCAGCACAGCCUCUUCGCCUCUGCCGCCGGUAGCUUCGCGGGGCCGCACGGGCACUCGGACGCCGCCGGGCACCUGCUUUUCCCAGGACUGCACGAGCAAGCAGCGACGCACGCAUCCGCCUCGAGUGUGGUGAACGGUCAGAUGCGCCUGGGGUUUUCCGGCGACGUGUACGGCCGGGCCGAGCAGUACGGCCACGUGGCGAGCCCCAGGUCCGACCCACACUAUGCCUCAACGCAGCUACACGGCUACGGCCCCGUGAACAUGAACAUGGCUGCACAUCACGGCGCCGGUGCCUUCUUCCGUUACAUGAGGCAACCGAUCAAGCAAGAGCUCAUCUGCAAAUGGAUCGAACCGGAGCAGCUCAGCAACCCGAAAAAGUCCUGCAACAAAACUUUCAGCACCAUGCACGAGCUCGUCACUCACCUGACCGUGGAGCACGUCGGCGGACCCGAGCAGUCGAAUCACAUCUGUUUUUGGGAAGAGUGCACACGGGAAGGGAAACCGUUCAAGGCCAAAUAUAAGCUCGUGAACCAUAUCAGAGUGCACACCGGAGAGAAACCGUUUCCGUGUCCGUUCCCUGGCUGUGGCAAAGUGUUUGCCCGAUCAGAAAACCUGAAAAUCCACAAGAGGACGCACACAGGUGAAAAACCUUUUAAGUGUGAGUUUGAUGGCUGUGACAGGCGGUUUGCUAACAGCAGCGACCGAAAGAAACACAUGCACGUCCAUACGUCAGAUAAACCAUAUCUGUGCAAAAUGUGCGACAAAUCAUACACACACCCCAGCUCCCUCCGGAAACACAUGAAGGUUCACGAGUCGUCGAAUCAGGGCUCGCAGCCGUCUCCAGCAGCCAGCUCGGGCUACGAGUCCUCCACUCCUCCUACCAUCGUCUCUCCAUCCACAGAGAACCAGGGCAGCAGCUCCAUAUCGCCUUCAGCCUCCUCCACCGUGCACCACACCACCACCUCCACCCUGGCCUCAAAUUUUAACGAAUGGUACGUGUAAAUAUUUUCAACAACAGCAGCAGCAACAACAACAACAACAAAAAAAAAAAAGACUGCAGAUUUUAAGACUGCUUGGAAAUGAAAACAAUCAGCCUGUUCGCAAGGACUCUUAGAGGAAGAGAGAAAUAAAAUGGAGAACCCCGAUUGUUUUCUGGCUAUAUAGCAGAAAGAAAUGAGUGCAUGGACGCGGUGCGAGGCCCACACCAAUAGACUAAAACGUCUUUCCCUAAUAUACAUAUAUUUUUUAAUUUUCCUUUCAUUAUUUUUCUUUUUUAAUUUUUUAUUCCUUUUUUUUUUCGGGAGAGACUGCUCACCGGGGAUCAGUUGCAUGCUCCAAGCAGGUCAAAAAAAAACCCUGCUCUUUUUUGUACAUAAAGAUUUACCUAGUUUAAAAUGUAAUAUUUUUAUUUUGUAAAUAGUCAUAAUACAGUUUAAGGGAAUUUGUGAAAAAAAAAAUGUGGUCCCUAGAUAUAUGGAAAAUGAGAUGGCUUUACGAAUAUUGCGAUGAUUUAGUCUUGACUGCAAAUGGAGAAUGUUAUAGUUAAUGUGUACCAAAUGUGAAUUACUCAGUAUUAUACCGUCUACACGUUUACCUAACCGACUAUUAGUAUUAAUGUGCUUUUGUAUCCAGUGCAACAUUUCGUCUAAAGUCCAGUCUGAGUAGCACAAUUGUUGUUAUUUAAUGUCAUGUCGAUAAAUUGUGUAGUGAAAGCCUGAAACGUGUCAAUCUUGUUUAUGUAUAAGUGAUAUAAAAAAUAUAAAAAAAAAAAGGAACCUGUCUAUUGCAAUGCCACUUUGCAGGAAAUGAUGACCUGUAUUACGGUUCAGUUUUCCAUAUUUAUCCGCAUGUAAAGGAUCCGGUAACUCAUGUUAUAGACAUAUAGGCCUUCUCGGUAUUUAUGGAGAAAUGCGUUUGGUAGGGUAUGUAAAAUUUAGUUUUCCAAAUAAUGUUUGGUUACAAUUUCGUACAAUAUUAAAGAAUUAAACGUACAACAUUCAA
Molecule: messenger RNA, 4113 nt
Organism: Pangasianodon hypophthalmus (striped catfish)
Lineage: Eukaryota; Metazoa; Chordata; Actinopteri; Siluriformes; Pangasiidae
Gene: zic1
Product: zic family member 1 (odd-paired homolog, Drosophila)
Exons: 4
Coding region: 1750-3114 (454 amino acids)
Biological process (GO): regulation of transcription by RNA polymerase II; central nervous system development
Cellular component (GO): nucleus
Molecular function (GO): RNA polymerase II cis-regulatory region sequence-specific DNA binding; DNA-binding transcription factor activity, RNA polymerase II-specific
Source: RefSeq, a predicted model, not a curated record